CUUGUAUUUAAUUUUACAGAAGUUUUGGUUAUCAUUCUCUAAUGCAUAGAAUGCCAACCAUGUUUUCUGAAAUAAUUGGUUUAUUAAAAGCCAAUCAGUUAAAUUCAUCAAACAAAGAAGAAAUAAACAGUGUUGUUGACAAAUUGGAACUAUUAUUAUUUGAAAUACUGAACAACCAUCCUCUACGAAAAAUUGAUAGUAAUUCUACAUUGGCAUUGAUGUGGAAUCAAAUACUAGUAAAGAAGUUUAAUUCAGAUUCUGUUGUAACAUGGUUUGAUACAGAAUGGCUUUUUACUGAGAAUUAUUUGUACAUCAGAAUAAAAGAGAUUUGUGAAAAAAUGAAAACGUUACAAAAUUAUGAYCCUUUUAAAACACUUAAGUACAAAGCUUUUGAUGAAUCUGAGACAACUAUGAUAGCUAUAGCAGAAUUUUUAAUUUUCCAAUUUUCCAAGGAAGAAUUAGACAGUACAAGUUUGAAAAUACUUUUUAUACAAAUGUUAAAAAUUUGUUUGUGGGGAAAUAGAUUUGAUUUGUCUCUUAACAUUGGAAAGUCAAAAAACAUUACUGAGGAUCCGUUAAAAGCUAUUGUGUCCUUGGAUCAGUAUAUUUUGACUGAUCAUUCAAAUGAAAUUUGGAACACUUUAAAUGUUUCAAAUUAUAAAAAUCAUAAGACAAUAGAUAUUAUUUUGGACAAUUCAAGUUAUGAACUUUUUACGGAUAUGUGUUUGGCGGACUUUUUUAUUACUUAUGGAUUUGCUGAAGUAGUUGUCUUUCACGGCAAAUCUAUCCCAUGGUAUGUCUCAGAUGUGACAAAACCAGAUUUUGAACAUAUCUUAAAUCGUUUAAAAAAUGAAUGCACAUCGAAUGCCCUUCAAAAAAUUGGAAAUAGAUGGACCAAUUAUUACAUGACUGGUAAAUUUGUGAUUGAGUGUGAGGAGUUUUGGACUUUACCUCAUUGUUAUUCAGCUAUGGCCACCGAAGAUUCAGAGUUAUACAAAAAAUUAGCUUGUUCUCAAUUAUUAAUAUUUAAAGGCGAUUUAAAUUACCGAAAACUAAUUGGAGAUAUUAAUUGGGAACUAUCAACUACAUUCAAGGCUGCCUUGUGUAAUUUUCAACCUACAGCUGUAGUGGCUUUACGUACAUUAAAAUGUGACUGUGUAUGUGGCCUGAACUCUGACUAUGAAACUAAGAUAGAUAAAAAUGAUAAAGAAAAUAACUAUCUUAUUUCUACUAAUUAUUGGCAAGUUAAUGGCAAAUAUGCUGUUGUACAUCUAARUGCAUAACAAGCAUUUUAUUUCCCCCGUAGGAAUAAGUAGUAUAUAUUUUAAUAUGUUCAGUUUUGUAUUUGUUAUUACUAGGGUGCUGAUUUGUAUGUAUUUACAUAUUUGUCAUGAAUGAUAGUAUUCGAAUGAUUCCUUUACAGAAAUAUGUUACAGGUCUAUCUGAUUAUUUUAAGUUAUGGUUGAUAUUACAUAUUUUUACAUAUUUAAUCUAAAUUACAUAUUUUUACAUAUUUUACUGAUAUUACAUAUUUUUGUUAAAUAUUGAGCUAUUUACAGAAUUAGUAAUGUAUCGCCGUUUUAUAUUAUGAGUUGUUGGUAUUACUUGGUUACAAGCUGCUGCAUAUUAUUGCGAAAAUUUUAGUGUCAUUGAUGAUGUGAUUUCCAAACUUGAAAUA
This is a messenger RNA of Diuraphis noxia (Russian wheat aphid), 1678 nucleotides long. Its product is annotated as damage-control phosphatase 1-like. Gene Ontology annotation, molecular function: phosphatase activity. Gene Ontology annotation, biological process: DNA damage response. The record is from RefSeq and is a predicted model, not a curated record. Gene Ontology annotation, cellular component: nucleus. NCBI's taxonomy places the organism in Eukaryota, Metazoa, Arthropoda, Insecta, Hemiptera, Aphididae.